Molecule: messenger RNA, 570 nt
Organism: Cyphellophora europaea CBS 101466
Lineage: Eukaryota; Fungi; Ascomycota; Eurotiomycetes; Chaetothyriales; Cyphellophoraceae
Exons: 1
Coding region: 1-570 (189 amino acids)
Source: RefSeq, a predicted model, not a curated record
AUGUGCUCGCCACAUCAAGGCCGAAACAGAGUGAGCCCCUUAUGCCGCUUCGGCCGCCUCUUUGAAGCUUCAGACGCCCUCGACCAGAUCCAUGCAAUAUUGAACAACACCACGGAGGAGGACACUAUCGACGUCGACGAAUUAAUCUCGGCCAUUCAGACAUCAGUAAACCUUCAAGCCCUACUAUGUGAAGAGAUCGGAGACGAGAACCAACUUUACGCUGGCGGACUCAACCUUUGUCAAAUCGGACUGCUGCUGACCUUCGAGCAUGGUACCAAACAGCCUCCUGCCCCCGACGGCAGUGCGCACUCCAGCUCUGAGGCAACCACAUCCCUCUUCACAAUUCUGUCCAGUCUCACUGACUCAGUUGAAUUGUUCACGCUGGACAUACCAACCAUUGACUACAACUGCCUCCCACCCUUCGUGGUCUUCCUAGCUUACAAAGCGGCCGCACUGGCAACGCAAAGGUUGUGGCUAGACAAAGACACGAACGAAGGACUGAGAAAGUUGAGAAUACUGAGGAAGUUCUUGGCCGUGGUAGGAGAAAGGUGGUUGAGUGGCAGUCAGUGA